Ctenocephalides felis (cat flea) is the source of this 9703-nucleotide messenger RNA. Its product is annotated as histone-lysine N-methyltransferase trithorax-like. Gene Ontology annotation, molecular function: DNA-binding transcription factor activity; protein binding; zinc ion binding. Gene Ontology annotation, cellular component: nucleus; histone methyltransferase complex. Bases 1 to 9693 code for a protein of 3230 amino acids. The transcript has 12 exons. Gene Ontology annotation, biological process: positive regulation of DNA-templated transcription. The record is from RefSeq and is a predicted model, not a curated record. Lineage: Eukaryota; Metazoa; Arthropoda; Insecta; Siphonaptera; Pulicidae.
AUGGGCAAAUCGAAAUUUCCUGGAAAACCAUCGAAAUCUCAGAAUAAGAAAUAUAUCAGUGUAUUGACCGGUGAAGUGAUUUGUGAAGGAGAUGUGUCCAUUACAAACGACAAACUUUCUGUUUUGCACAAAACAUUUAGCGAUCAGGAUGUUCAUUCAAUCGAUCCAGAAUCUCCUCUACAUGUAAAUUCUCCUACACCUGAAUGUAAUGAUGAAAUUAAAACACAAAAUAUGCAGAAGGAAAGUAGACAGGAAUCAAAAUCCAGUAUUAGAAUAAAAAACCAACAAACAAAAGACGACAAAGAUGAAAAUACUUUGAAUAAAAAAAUUAAAAAGUCUGUUACUUUUCGCAGAGUGCUUGAAUCAUAUAGUGAUAGUGUUGGUAAUAAGAAGAAAAAACCUUUUAAUAAUCAUAACGCUCCUUUGAUUUCUAUAAUCAAAAAGAGUUCUUCAAUCUAUAAAAGUGAAGGAAUCGUAAAGCCAUCGAAAUUAAGUGACAUCAGUAGUAAAUUUGGUUUGAACAGCAAUCCAUUAUUCAAUCAGAAAAAACAGUUUGAAGAUACAAAAGAUAAAGAAUUUUGUGGAGCAGUUGGUGGCUUUGCACUGCCUAUCCGAAGUGCACAUUCAUCUCGUGUUAUUAAACCAAAUAAGAGAUUUAUAGAGACUGAAGAUGUAGAAGAUAGUGAUACUAAAAUUUUUAUAAAAAAGCCACGCUUGCCGCUACUGAAUGAUGAAGCUGGUGACGACUGUGAUAAUCCAUCAUCUAAUGAUUCUAUUGAAGAAUUUGCAAUUAACAAUAAUUCAGAAAUUUCUAGUAGUAGGUUUUUGUGGCAUUCGUUGCGGCCUAAUGUUGAUAAAUUGAUGUUCUCAAAGAAAUUGCCUGUAUUAGAAUCAGCUGAAAAUGACAAUACAUCUGACCAGGGAAGUAGUUCUGAUUCUCAAGUGGAAUCAUCCGAUGAUGAAGAUGCAUAUUCUAAUGGUGAAUUGGAGCCUAAAACUGUCUUGAAUCAGGCACCCCUAAAAGCUGUCACCUCACUUGGAAAAAAUAUUUUGAGAAAAGCUCGGCUGCAACUACAAGACACGAUUCCUGUAGGAAAUGAUGGUCCAUUUUCAUCAAGCAUAUCAUUAAAUAAUACAGUAAGUCCACCUGCAACAAUAACAUGUGGUGUUUGUGGAGCCGUUCGCUAUUAUCGUUUUGCAAAGCAAGCUCGAAAAUUUGGUAUUUACUCUUGUGAAUCAUGUAGAAAGUUUAUAUCAAAAAUGGUGAGAAAACAAACAGUUACUUUUUUAAAAACAGAUCCAGUGAUACUUCAAUGUCACAAAGGAGAUGGUCUCUGCCAUGUACCCCCAAUAGUGAGAAGUCCACAAUGGAAAUUACUUACAAGAUGUGCUUACAAAGCCCGAUGUCCGGCUUGCUGGUUAAAAAUGUGUCUUCGAUGUUUUGAAAUACAACCAACAAUUCAAUCAAAAUUAAUAACUUGUUUACCUCAAAAUAUGAGAGAUGCAGCUAUGCAAAAUUUGCCUAAAUUAGAAAUAGAAAACAAUCCUCCAACCUCUAAAUUAUUUCCUCCAAAGUUGUGCUUGCCAAAUUUGGAACAAGAAAACAAUAAUCAGAAAAUAUUUGAUUCUACGAAUAAAAGUGCACCAAAGUGGUCACAAGAACUUGUAGAACAAAAAGAUUCUGAUAUUUUUCCUCCUGUGAUAAAAGAUAUUAACGACACAACCAAAUUGCCAGAUCCUGAGAAAACUGAAAACAGUUCUGAAAUUUGUGAAGAAGAAAAAACUAUAGAAAAUAAGAGAAGAAAUAUUAAUGUGAGGGUGCGUAAAAAAACAGAGGUUAUAACAGAAGUAAAACCUGCAGCUUCUACUACCAUUGAUACUGCAAAACGGCAAAGAAUAGAUUUGAAAGGUCCACGGGUCAAACAUGUUUGUAGGUCUGCAUCAAUUGUUUUGGGUCAACCUUUAGCCACAUUCUCAAAUGAUGGUGAACCAGAAACACCUGAUACACCUGAAACAAUUAUUGGCAUAUCAGAUGAGAAGAUAUCAGAACCUAAUAAAGCACCUGAAAUAUUAACACCUAUUGAUAUAUUACCAGAAAAAACUAUUGAUAAAGGUGGCACUGGGUUGGAAAAUGCAGAAUUGAAAACUGAUGAUAAAUUGCAGUCAUCUCCUUUGCCAAGUGUUGAUAAAAAUAAAAUAGUGGAUAUUCCUGAAGAAAGUAAUUUUGCAGAACAAAUAACUGAUUCUGCUAAUGAUAGUCAAAGUAUUGUCAGUGCAGACAGUGAAGCUGUGUGCAGCACAAUUGAUAAAAUUGUUACAGAGAAGAAAAUAGUUGAUAAAAAAUCUAUAGAACCAGACAUCACUACUAUUUCUAGAAAGGCCAUAAGAAAUAUAAAUUCAGUAUCUUACUAUAAUUCUGCAAAGAAAAUAGCCAGCCAACUACUGAAUCCAAUAUCUGUUGAUUUUUGGGAAAAUUAUGAUCCUGUAGAAGUGAAUCGUGCUGGUUUCGGGCUCAUUGGAUCAGAUUUUCUCAGUGUCAUGUCAAUUUGUUUUCUGUGUGGUGCUUCAGGUACUGGAGAUGACAAAAUGAUUUACUGUGUAUGCUGUUGUCAGCCUUAUCAUCGAUAUUGCGUUGAAGACAAUAUUGUUAAUUUUUAUUAUGGAAGUUCCAAUGGCACUGAAUUGAUGGAGACAAGUAUGUUAGAUUGCAGUAUCAACAGUUUAUCACCACACCAAAACAAUGUUUGGCGUUUCAAUUGGUUGUGCCCACGUUGUACAGUGUGUCAAGUAUGCAGUCAAGUCUCUGGAAGUAAAUUAAAUUGUCGCAAGUGCCAUCGAUCAUAUCAUUCAAAAUGUGUCAAAUCUAAAAGUAACAAACAGUCUUAUAGUUCAGACAGACCAUGGAUUUGUCCACCAUGUUUGAAAUGCAAAAGUUGUGGUAGUGCAUCAGUUGCCAAGUAUGUUGGUAAUAUGCCAUUAUGUUCUGGCUGCUUCAAAUUGCGACAAAAAGGCAGUUUUUGUCCUUUGUGUCAGAAGUGUUAUGAAGACAAUGAUUUUAAUACAAAGAUGAUGGAAUGUGGAGAGUGUAAACGAUGGAUUCAUGCACACUGUGAGGGUCUGAGCGAUGAAAAAUAUCAGCUGCUUAGCAUUUUACCUGAAUCUAUAGAAUUUGUUUGCAGGAAAUGUUUUGUGGGCACAAAUUCUUGUUGGAGAGAUGCUAUUGAUAUGGAAUUAAAAAAUGGUUUUCAAACAAUUCUUCGUGCUCUGAGUAAAAACCGUGAUGCUUGUGCUUUGCUAAAAUGGAGUCCUCGCAAAAAAAGCAUAUGCUCAUGUCAACCCAUAAUAUCUGCAAAAAAUAUAAAGUUCCAUUCAAUAAAACAUUCUGAAUCUUCUAAUGAAGAUUUAAUCAAAUGCAAUGAGAAAUUGUCUGAAUAUUCUAUAUCCACCAUUGGAAACAAUUCACCAGAUGCUGAUAAAGAAAAUGAAUGUAAAAGCAAUGAAGCGCCAAGUGCUAUGGAUUUGGAAUUACAAAAUGCUAUUUCAAGUAUUGAGUUUACUGAAACUUAUAAACAAGAUAAUGCAGAAUGUGAAAUUACAAAAGGUGAACUGAAUAAAUCAUAUUCAACAAAUGCUUGUUGUUGUGGAUUUGAUUUAAAAAAUCAAGCUCCAUCACUUUUAGAUAUAAAAAGAAAAGUUUUAUGCAGUGAAUAUUCAUCUUUACUAGAUUUUAAUAAGGAUAUGAUUAAAGCAAUUGAAUUUACAAACUGUGAGAAUUUAUAUGAUAUUUAUAACAAUAUCGUCCAUGAUAGUUUCCCAUGGUUCACUAGUGAUUCAAAAUUAAGUUCAGAAAAUAAAUCAGAUGAAGAAUUUGAACAAAAUAAGGAAAUAAUUAUAAAUGAAAAAUCUAAUGAACUCAAUGAUCAAGAAGUACCCUAUGAUACUAUAACCUUUGAUGGAGAAAGUUAUUUUUAUGAUGAUCAUGUACCUCAGUUAGACUUACGAUUGUGUUUACUUUGUAAAGGAGCUGGAGAUGGAUUACCUUCAAAUGAGUCCAGAUUACUCUAUUGUGGACUCAAUGAAUGGGUUCAUGCAAAUUGUGCUUUAUGGUCUGCUGAAGUUUUUGAAGAAAUAGAUGGUUCUCUACAAAAUGUACACAGUGCCAUUUCUAGAGGAAAGUUAAUACGCUGUACGCAUUGUCAUAUGAAAGGUGCGAGUGUUGGAUGUUGUGCUAGAAACUGCAGUGACACUUUUCAUUACCCAUGUGCUCGAAACUUUGGUUGUGCCUUUAUGGAUGAUAAAACAGUGUAUUGUCCUCAACACAUUUCAGAAAAUGUCAAUAAAAAAUCCCAGCAGCAUGACAAGGAUUUUGAGAUAAAUAGACCUGUUUAUGUUGAAUUAGAUAGAAAGAAGAAAAAGAUAUUAGAAGCUAAUCGGGUGCAGUUAAGGGUUGGUUCAUUGCAUGUAAAAAAUUUGGGAAAGUUUGUGCCUCAUCUUUCUGAUACGUCAGAUGCUAUAGUACCUAUAAAUUUUGUUUGCUCACGCAUGUUUUGGUCAACUAAGGAACCAUGGAAAAUUGUAGAGUAUUCGAUCAAAACUUCAGUUUUUAUCAAAAAAACAAAUAUGUCUAAUACUCUAGAAAGAAAUUUUACUGUUGAUCAUUCUCAAGAAGUUGCUGUUGUCCAGUGCAACUUGAAUGAAAUCAAAAACUUUCAUAGAUGUAUUGAAGACUCUGACCUAUCAAAUGAAUCAUCACCUGUUAAAAGUUCCAUGAAGAAUAAAAAUUUGAAUGUUGCUGAUGAAAGAUCUGUUAAAAUUGUUUUGGAUCAACUCAUUGAUACAGCCAGUAGAUAUGAGGAAGAAAUUUGUGAUGAAGAACCUCAAAAUACAGCUGAUCUUUUAUCGCCUGAGCUUGAAGAUGAGAUUUAUGAAGAUCUCCAAGAUGAUUUGUUAGAUGGUAUAUCAAUGCUGGAUUUGUUUCCAAAAUUAAUGAACUAUGAAGAUUUUGUAUCAAUGGAUGGAAGAGAUGGAAUGAGAGACAGGGAAGAUAAUACUGAAAAUAGGUUUGACGCUUUUGGUCGAGUUAGAAAAGAUGUUGAUAGUAAUCAGAAUGAUUCAUGGUUUGACUAUAAAACAUCUGACUUGAUUGAUGAUUUAUUUUCUGCAUCGAAGAGCUCAAAGUUAUGUAGGGAACUAAAAAGAAGUAAAUCCGAAGUUUUACCGCAUACAAAGAAAGGAACUUCACUCAAUAAUAGAGUCCAUCAGAGGUCUUGUAGUUUAUCAUGGAAUUAUAAAUUGGAUGGUAAUCCAAAUUUGAAACGCAGAAAACCCACUCAGAAUCGCAAUCCUUUUUCUCUGUCUGUAGAUAGUUCACAAUCAUGUCAGGAAACGAAAAAGCUUGAAAUUACUAUUAAACCAAAUAAUGAAAACAAAUUCAUUAGUGAAAACGUUGAUUUUGUCAAAGAUGAUCCAAUUAAUAAGAUAAAAUUUAAUAAUGAGCAAAGCAAUGAAACAUUUCCUUCAAAUACUAAUAAUAUCAAAGCAGCCGCUCUAGAAAAGAUUAAAAUUUCUCAACUGGAUGGAACAGAUGAUACCUUAGAUGGAAGUGAUUAUGGAUCGCCUGCACAUCAAAUGGAAUUUAAUUCAAAUUCUCACAUUUUUCAGAAUAAUUUCAUUACAAAUGAAAUUCCAGUAAAGUGCAAUAGAUGCCAGUGUACUUAUCGUAACCAGGAUUCAUUUCAAAGGCACUUACCUUCUUGUGAGUCACUUACUAGCGAAAGUGAGUCAGAGCCAUCUCAUUCACCAGAUCAGGGACAGGAAACCGUAACCAUAAAUCAAAAUGGUGUUGUCAUAAUGCAAAAUUUAUCCUCAUCAAAUGCUCAAUUCAUGUCUGAUCAUCAGCAGCAAAAUAUUUCAAAUGUGUCAAUGCAAAUGCCUAAUGUUCAAAAUCAAACACCCAUAUCAAUUCUACCAAAUUUUAGCAAUCAGAUUAGUUUCAACGGUGCCAUGAUACAGAAUACCAGCAAUAAUAAUUCUGUAGUUUCUUUUGAUUGUGGAAGUAAUCUACAAAAUGUUGUGUUAACACCUGCACAAGCAAAUAUACAGUUUGGACAAGGACCAAAACAAUUGUUUUCUCAUCCACAAACCAUUCAAAUUGAUCCUAAUCAACGACAACAGCAAAAUGUUAUACAGGAUCAAAAUAUCACUCAAUUUCAACAAAAUCCAACAAAUAUGUAUCCUAUGAAUUUAAAUCAAAUUCAAAAUCAAAUACAAAAUAACUCACAAAUUAUUCAUGCAUUGCCGAAUAACAUAUCUAUAAACCAAUUACAAAAUCAUCCAACGAUUGUGAAAACUCAAAAUACUGUGAAUUAUCAAUUGCCACAACAAGCUCAAAAUACAGCUCAGCCUAAAAUCAUAACAUUUUCUAAUUCGCAACCAAUUUUAACGCAAAAUACGCCACAAAUACAACCAUUCACCAUAGGACAGAGUGCGCCGAUGCUGAAUUUUACAGUGAAUCAACCAAUGUUAUCAUCACCACAGAAAAAACAGUUAAUUUUACCUCACACAACAAAAACAUCUCCAAAACGUCAAGCUAUAGUUAGAAUGCCUAUUCCUAAUAACAGAGGUCGUACGAAAACUGCACCUAAGGUAAACAACAUCAAGCGGCCACUUCGACCAGAUAAGCCCAUUAUAACUAAUCAAGGAAUACAGUUAAAUAGGCCUUUGGUAAUUCAACAAAUGCAAAAUCAGAAUCCUAUAAUUGUUCAGCAGUUGCCUAAUUCUUCAAAUGUUAUGUCUUAUGUUGAAGCUGUACAACAGCAGAAUAGCAAUGUACAAUUUAUAACAGUGAAUCCAGAUAAUGAAUUUAAACAGUCUACUCAAUACCUUACUGCUAAUCCAUUAGUUCCUGGGACAUUUCAGUUACACACUGAUCAAAGUAAUUUAUUAACAUUAGCUCCGAACGGUAGUCUGUCUGUGCUUCCUAAUAUGCAAUUAACCCAAACACAACCAACAGUUCUUGGCACGAUAAUACAGCCUCAGACUAAUGGUUUACAAUGUGGCAUGCUUUCUGAAUCAUUGUUAUUACAACCUGCACCUUUGGAGAUGGUCACAGAUGCAAAUGGAUGCAUGUAUCUAACAAGUCAACCUAUGUAUUAUGGAUUAGAAACAAUUGUGCAAAAUACAGUUAUGCAGUCCCAGCAAUUUGUAUCAACAGCAAUGCAAGGUAUGCUAUCUUCUAACAGUAGUUUUUCAGCAACAACUACACAAGUCUUUCAGGCAAGCAAGAUUGAACCAAUCGUUGAAGUUCCUAGUGGUUAUGUAGUAGUCAAUAAUAUGCAACCUGAUGGUAUCAUACAGCAGUCCCAACAGAACUUGAUUCAGGCAAUUCAGCCUCAAAAUAUUCAACAAAAUAGAAAUGAAUGCAUUAAUAACUUAGCUGGACCAAGUGGCAUUCAAACAAAUAAUCUUCCUAUACAGUUAAAUGCUUAUGAGUCAAUUCAACUCGAACAAAAACCGAUGCAGGUCAACACUAAUAAUGCAAAGAGCAAUAUGAAUUUACAAGUACCUGCCAUUUUACUACCAAAAACACAAAAUCAAGCAGUUAGUAAAGUAUUACCAGGAAAUAACAUUCAACAACCUAUAAAAAUUAGUAUUGAUAAUGAAAAUAAGCUGCAAAAAACGAACACUAAAGAUUUGAUACAACAGAUUCAUUUUGGCAACAAAAAUAUUAUUUCAGACACGUCGCAUUUGGUGCCGUGUUCACAAAAUAAUAUGCAAUUCUCUCAAAUUCAUUUUAAUAAGCAAAAUAUACCGGUUGUUUCUCAAAAUCAAGUGGCUGUAGAGCAACCAAGAUUAGUGCAAAAAUCUCAAGUAGUAAACCCUGUUGUGGAACCAAGAAUUGUUACAAUUAAGAAAAAAGAAGUUACAGUUCCAGUGAAUAAAAUCAUCAAAAGCAAUAUUAAUAAUGUAACCACAAAAGCCAACACUCACUUGGUUCAGCCCAUUCAAAAUAAAUCUAUGCCCUUGUUAAAUAAUGAUUGCAAUGCGCCGCUGAGACAGCCACUAGUAUGCAGUUCACCCUCUAUUCGCAGUACUCAAAAUGAAGCAAAGAAUCAAAUUCAACAAAUAGUUCAACCUAUUAUAAAGAGCAGCAGCGCCCAAUGUGCACCUAAAGUCCUGAGUUCGAAUCAGAUUCAAUUACCUAAUACAAUGUUUGUACAGUCUAGUCAUGCAGGUAUUCCUACAAACAUUGUAAAUCCAAUUCAGCAGGUGUCAAGUUGUGUCUCCAAUGUCACCCCAGCAAGGCCUAUGAAUAGAGUUUUACCAAUGCAAACGUGUUUGCAAAAAGACAAUGCCAGUAACAAUAAGCCAGUAUCCUCGUGUAUUGAGGCCCAGCAGACACCACGAACGGAAUCCAAAAUUAAUAACGUGGAACCUACAAUUGAAAAACCAAUUUUAGAACCCAAAAUUACAGAAAUUAAUGUAGAUGUCAUAAAACCACAGAUAGAGCAUACAGAAAAAGAAGCACCUUCUACUUGUGAUCUUCAAAAGAACAUAUCUCCAUUAGAAGUUUUGCAAGUUGAUACAUCAAAACCCGCUACAAACCCUCUUAAGGUUUUGAAUGGAAAUAUAAAACCCAAACCACUUUUGGAGAAGUCUGUGACCUAUAAAAUGAAUAACAGUAAUAUUUUUAUUCCGCCGAAUACAAACACACUUCCUCCUAAACGUAAUAGGAAACCCAAAAUAUCGAGGUCAAAGGAAAACGAUCCCAAAAUGAUAUUCGAAAUUCAUUCUCAAGAUGGUUUUACAUAUACGUCGCAUUCUAUUUCUGAUUUGUGGUUGAAGGUUUUAGAAGCAGUACAGAAGGCAAGAAAAUCGUAUGGUUUGGCACCAUUACCCCAAGAAUCAGUUAAAGCGCAAUUGGGCUACCAAAUUCUAGGAUUAGACAACAAUGCUCUAAGAUAUUUAGUAGAACAAUUACCUGAUACAAAUAAAUGUUCGAAAUAUAAACAUCGUUAUCACAAACCUCAAAGUUCUGAUCUCGAUUACGAAAGUUCUUUAGACAUUUUAAAGGAAAAUGCUAGUGGUGCAAUUCGUUGUGAAGCUUUCAAAAAAAGAUCUGAUUAUGAUAUGUUUAGUUGGUUGGCAUCGAAGCACCGACAAAGGCCGCUACCUACAUCACAGUUUGAUAAUGAAAUUACUUCCGUUAGGCGAGUCUCGAGUACUAAUCUGCCAAUUGCAAUGAGAUACAGAUAUUUGAAGGAAACAUCAAAGGAAUCUGUGGGUGUAUUUAGAUCACUUAUUCAUGGCAGGGGCUUAUUCUGUAGGCGCGAUAUUGAAUUAGGUGAAAUGGUAAUAGAAUAUGCAGGAGAAGUCAUUAGGGCAACUUUAACUGAUAAGCGUGAGAAAUAUUAUGAUGGCAAAGGAAUUGGCUGCUACAUGUUUCGCAUUGAUGACCAGUUUGUUGUUGAUGCUACCAUGAGAGGAAAUGCAGCCCGUUUUAUUAACCAUUCUUGUGAACCUAAUUGCUAUUCAAAAGUAAUUGAUGUGCUAGGACAUAAGCACAUUGUGAUAUUUGCUUUGCGUCGCAUAUUGCAAGGCGAGGAACUUACUUACGAUUAUAAAUUUCCUUUUGAGGACGUCAAAAUACCAUGCUCUUGUGGUUCCAGGAAAUGUCGCAAAUAUUUAAAUUAGUACCACGAUA